AUGAUAAAGACAAAGACAUCAUAUGAAGUGUUUCACUACACAAUCACAAAGGAGGAGACUGAGAAGGGUCUACGUGACGUCGCUCGUCACUUUGUUGCAGAGUAUGCCGACUCAUCCGAUCAGCAACUCACAAUCACCAGACUAAAUGGUGGUAUUACAAAUAUAUUAUACCUUGUUGAGGACAAGUCAGUUGAGACAAAGGCUAAGGAUCUACCAGUUGUUAUUAGACUUUAUGGAUACAAGUCUGAGGAGAUCAUUGAUAGAAAGAACGAGUUGGUCGUUCAGACUGAGGCCGACUUGAACGGACUGGGUGCCAAGUUCUAUGGUCUGUUUGAUAAUGGAUGUAUAUAUGGAUUCAUUCCAGGUCGCCCACUGGAGCACGAGGAUCUCUGUGAGCCAAAGUUGCAACAGCUGAUCAGUCGCGAGCUGGGAGAGUGGCACUCAAUCGAGAUGCCCACCCGCAAGCAGCCAUCCGUUUGGAACACCAUCAAGAAGUGGUCCGCCCUUGCCCCAGAGGUCUACCCAGACGAGAAGCGUCAACAGUUCUACAAGUUGCUGCGUGUCGACGAGAUGAAGCAAGAGGCCAAGAUGCUCGAGGCCACCCUCUCCAACCUCAACUCACCAAUCGUCUUUUGCCACAACGAUCUCCUGUCCAGAAACAUCAUCGUCGAUACACAGAGCGAGAAGGCCUCCUUCAUCGACUUUGAGUACGCCAACUACAACUUCCGUGGCUUUGAGAUUGGCAACCACUUCAACGAGUACGCCGGAUUCGGGCCAGACUACUCGCUCUAUCCCAACGAGGAGCAGCAGCGUGUCUUCCUGGAGGAGUACCUCACCGUCGUCAACAAGGGUGUCAAGCCAACCGAGGAGCAGAUCCGUGCCCUGUUCAUCGAGUCCAACCAGUACUCGCUGUCAUCGCACCUGUUCUGGGGCUUCUGGUCCAUUGUCCAGGCUAUGAACUCAGAGAUCGACUUUGACUAUCUGGAGUACGGAAAGGCUCGUUUCGACCGCUAUUGGGAGACCAAGGAGCAGUUCCUUACUUUGAAGCCAUAA
Molecule: messenger RNA, 1053 nt
Organism: Acytostelium subglobosum LB1
Lineage: Eukaryota; Evosea; Eumycetozoa; Acytosteliales; Acytosteliaceae
Exons: 2
Coding region: 1-1053 (350 amino acids)
Biological process (GO): phosphatidylcholine biosynthetic process; phosphatidylethanolamine biosynthetic process
Cellular component (GO): cytoplasm
Molecular function (GO): ethanolamine kinase activity; choline kinase activity
Source: RefSeq, a predicted model, not a curated record